Paramuricea clavata is the source of this 408-nucleotide messenger RNA. The record is from the annotation of a GenBank genome assembly. Lineage: Eukaryota; Metazoa; Cnidaria; Anthozoa; Malacalcyonacea; Plexauridae.
AUGUCUACUCCAAAGCAUACUCCCACAAAAGCUUAUCCUGUAUCAACCGUUAAUCUUAAGGAGAUUUGCCGAUUGUGCCGCAUAAAUUUCAAGAUUGCUGGUCGUGGUCAUUACAACAUAUUUUCGGGAUUUAAGCAUGAUUUACAGCGUCAACUGUCUGGAUUGCUGAAACGCGAUGUUGUUCAAGAGAACCAUUUGUCUUCUGUGGUGUGUCAAGGAUGUUUUCGAAGGAUUCAAAAAUUCGAAAAGUUCCAGAAACAGCUGGAUGAUUUUGUUACGGCUUAUUCCGAAAACGAAAGUAUUCGAGUUCGCGAGAAGAGGUGUCGCCAGCUUUGGGAGUUGGUUAGAAUGGAACAACAAAGAGAUUAUGUACUACAUCCUCAGGUCGUGUGCUGUCUUCUCCCCUGA